GCUAAGGAGACGACUUCAGCCCAAAAGAGGGGGCAGACCAAAACUCUACCCAUGCUCUCAGUUCCAGGAGGCUCUAGGUGCCCACAGCACGGGCCUUCCAGUGACACUCGGCCCGCCAUUCCUAGGCACGGUCAUGCCUCGAGGUCAGAAGAGUAAGCUCCGUGCCCGUGAGAAAUGCCAAAAGGCCCGAAGUGAGAGCCAGGGUCUCGCGGGAGCUCAGGCCACUGCAGCAGUGGUAGAGUCUCCCUCCUCCCCCUUGCCUGUUUCUGAGGGUGCUCCCCCGCACCCCCCUGCAGCAGGUUCUCCCCAGAAGUCUCCCAGGGCCCGGUCUGCCAGCGGCCCUGCUGCAGCCAUUUCGGGCUCCAGUUCUGAUGAACGUGCCAAGAGCCAAGGGGAGGAAAGCCCAGGUUUGUCCCACGCCCCGCCUUCCUCUGAAAGCGCUCUCAGAGAUCAUCUGAGCAAAGAGGUGGGCCUGUUGGUGCAAUUUCUGCUGCACAAGUAUAAAGUGAGAGAACCCAUUACAAAGGCAGAAAUGCUGCAGAUUAUCAGCGAAGAGCACCAGGAGCAAUUCCCCGAGAUCCUCCGGAAGACCACUGAGCGCAUGGAGCUGGUCUUUGGCCUUGACCUGAAGGAGGUUGACCCCAGCGGUCAGUCUUAUGCCUUUGUUAGGAAAGGGGAUCUUCCCGUCGAAGGGCGUCUGAGCGAUGGCGUGGGCUUUCCCAAGAAUGGGCUCCUGAUGCCCCUCCUGAGUGUGAUCUUCAUGAAUGACAACCGUGCCACCGAGGAGGAGAUGUGGGAAUUCCUGAAUGUGUUGGGGGUCUAUGCUGGGAGGAGGCACCCGCUCUUUGGGGAGCCCAGGAAGCUCAUCACCAGAGAUCUGGUGCAGGAAAAGUACCUGGAGUACCGCCAGGUGCCCGACAGUGAUCCUCUUUGCUAUGAGUUCCUGUGGGGUCCGAGGGCCCACGCUGAAACCAGCAAGAUGAAGGUCCUAGAGUUUUUGGCCAAAGCCAGCGAUACUGUCCCCAGGGCCUUCCAGGCCCAUUAUGAGGAGGCUCUGCGAGAUGAGGAAGAGAGAGCCCAGGCCAGAGCUGCCGCCGGGGCCUUGUCCAGCAGCACUUCUCAGCCCUAGUGAAGUCCAAGACAGGGCCUUCACUUUGUAGUGGGGAAGUGCUGUCAACCUUAAAGCAGCGGGGAGUGAGGUGGAGCUGGAGACAGCAGAGUAUAGUUCUUCUUUGUGUUCCUGUUGUUUAGAAAUAGCAUAUAGAUUUACCUCUUUGUUUCUUAGCUUUCCAGUGUGUUGUUUUUUAAAAAGUUGAUGUAAGUUCAGAAUGUACGUUUAUGAAUGACGUGGCUCGCAUAUGUAUUGCUGGUUACCACGUUUGAGAGUAAUGGUUUUGUAUUUUGUAAGACAAAUUGAAAACCCUUGCAUCUUCUACUGUGAUCCAGUACAAGAAACACAUAGCACUGGAAUAGGGAGUUUCGGUAAAAUGUAACAGAACCCCACAGUGAAACA
Molecule: messenger RNA, 1513 nt
Organism: Prionailurus viverrinus (fishing cat)
Lineage: Eukaryota; Metazoa; Chordata; Mammalia; Carnivora; Felidae
Gene: MAGEB17
Product: MAGE family member B17
Exons: 2
Coding region: 134-1129 (331 amino acids)
Biological process (GO): negative regulation of transcription by RNA polymerase II
Cellular component (GO): nucleus
Source: RefSeq, a predicted model, not a curated record